Messenger RNA from Cololabis saira (Pacific saury), 4306 nucleotides. Its product is annotated as probable C-mannosyltransferase DPY19L4. Lineage: Eukaryota; Metazoa; Chordata; Actinopteri; Beloniformes; Belonidae. The record is from RefSeq and is a predicted model, not a curated record. The transcript is spliced from 19 exons. The coding region runs from base 189 to 2402 and encodes 737 amino acids. Gene Ontology annotation, cellular component: nuclear inner membrane. Gene Ontology annotation, molecular function: mannosyltransferase activity.
GUGCUAUUUUACAUCUCCAGGUUAGGACCUUUUCUCAAAAAGGAACUGUUUAUCUUAGACUUUCAACAUUUCUGCUCAAACUCAAAUGUCAUUGUAAAGAGUUGAGGUCAGUGAGAUGCGCGGUAGCUAGCAUGCUGCUUCCUGAGCAAACCAGAAACCAUCCCAUCAUCUCCUGAUUUAAACUCGACAUGACUGAAUUAAGAUGCAGGAAAUCAGAAACUUUGAAAGAAGAUAGCGAAGAAGAGCCUCGAAAUGAGUCCGAGACGCAGGACGAACGUGUGGAGGAUGAAGGUGAGAGGGAGGGAGAGUCAGACACACCCCCGUCAUCGACCACGGGCUCCAAACCAGGCUCUGCAGGUUUUCUGCAGUGCCUGGUGAGGGUGGUCUUCGGCUGUCUGGCUGCAGUGGCCUGCGGGAUGCUUUACGCUGCGUAUCUGUCGGCAUAUCACGACAGGAAGUUCUGGUUCUCGACUCGGCAGGAGCUGGAGCGGGAAAUCUCUUUUCAGGAAGGCAGCGGCCUCUAUUAUCAUUACUACAAACAUUUACUGGCAGCACCGUCGUUUGAAGGAGGACUUUACGAGCUGACGAUGGAUAACAAGACUGUUUCAGGUCAGAUGAUCAACGCAGUGGAGCGUUUGUAUCUUUACCCCGAACUCAUCACAAGCUUCAUUUACAGAAUCUCCGGCAGUCAGGAUUUCGUUGAGCCGAUCUACUUCUACAUCGGAGCGGUGUUCGGCCUGCAGGCGGUCUACGUCACGGCCCUGUUCGUGUGCAGCUGGGUGAUGAGCGGCACCUGGGUGGCCGGCAUGCUGACGGUGUCCUGGUACGUGAUCAACAGAGCAGAUACGACCAAAGUGGACCAUGCCAUCCCUCUGCGGGACAACUGGGCCUUGCCUUACUACUCGUGCCAGGUGGCAGCUUUGACGGUGUUCUUGAGGAACAACAUCAGCUGCACCACGGAGAUGUUCUGCUACCUUAUUAUGAGCAUCACCACGUUAACCUUCCUCCUGGUCUGGGAAUUCGCCCACUACGUGCUCUUCGUCCAAGGCCUUUGCCUGUUUCUGCUCGACUCUUUUGACCUGGUGCCGCAGCAGAAGAUGAUGGACAUCCACCACAUGUACCUCACCUCCCUGUUCGUGGCCUACUUCAUGCAGUUCCAGAACCCGGCGCUGCUCAGCUCCCCUCUGCUCAGCCUCCUGCUGGGCUCCGUGCUCGCCAGGUACUUCCAGCAAAAGAUGAAGCGGGGUCCUCUGGUGGCCCGAGUGUUGAAGCUGUUCCUGCACUUCCACCUGGUCUUCACCACCGGGAUCACCUUCAGUUAUCUGGUGAAGAAACUGAUCCCUGUGAGCGAGAGUGACUUCGUGUUGAGGUUCCUGGAGGUGAAGUUUGGGCUCAACACGACGACGGACUUCGUCACCAACUUCCUGCUGUGCCAAGACCCCCUCCAGACCCCCGGCCAGGACUUAUUUCUGCGACUGACGCAGGCCUCAGUUCUUCCCUUCUACCUGCUGGUGCUGGCCGUCUGCCUGCUGUCGUCGCUGCAGGCCAUCUACCGGAGGCUCAGUGGCGAGCGAAUGAAGACCACCCACAGACUGGAGGACGGGCGGAUAGGAGAGCAGCCAGCGGUCAUCUAUCACGUCUUCCACACACUGAUUUUCGGAGGCCUGGCUCUGCUGUUUGAUGGGUUGAAGUAUUUGUGGACGCCGUACGUCUGCAUGUUCACGGCGUUUGGCGUUUGCUCCCCAGACCUCUGGAUGACUGUGUUCAGGUGGCUCAAGAUGAAGUCCAUGCAUCCUGUGAUCCUGUCUCUGAUCCUGAGCACAGCGGUUCCCACCAUCAUCGGCUUCAGUUUGUGGAGAGAGUACUACCCUCGUGUCUUGGUGGAGUUGGCAGAUCUGCAGGAGUUCUACGACCAGGACGCAGUGGAGCUGAUCAGCUGGAUCAGGUCGCAGACUCCGCUGGCCGCCGUGUUCGCAGGCAGCCCUCAGCUGCUGGGGACCAUAAAGCUGUGCUCCGGUUCGGUCGUCACCAGCUUACCGCUUUACACAGACAUCAACUUCCUGAAGAGGGCCGAAGACAACUACCAGGUGUACGCCAUGCGGUCUCCGGAGGACGUCUACAAACUCCUGACGGCUCAGAAGACGAACUACGUCAUCAUCGAGGAGGCGAUCUGCAACGAGCUGGCGCUGCACAAGGGCUGCCGGGUCAAAGACCUGCUGGACAUCUCCAACGGACAUGUGGUCUACGACAACGGAGAGACGUACUCCUCCUCCAAACACGGCCGCUUCUGCCACGAGAUCAAGAUGAACUACUCGCCCUACACCAACUACUUCACCCGGGUCUUCUGGAACCGCUCGUACCACGUCUACAAAGUCAACUCCGUCAUCUCCUUUCAGUACUGACGGCUCAUUGGCUCCUCGCCGAGGCUCCGCCCACCUCCAAGAGGACACGCCCUCGCCAUUCACACAUGGGCUCAAGUUCAAAUAUGCCACGAUAGUUUUAUAAAUAUGCAUUGAUGAAGGGGAGACUCUCGUUUAUCACAAACUUUGACAUCGUUGCCAUGGUAACGUGGCUGUGCUGGUGUCUCAGGCUCCCAGUUCUCUGCUGACUUUCCCCUCCGCUGAGCCACUUUUAGUUUCAACAACCCUUGAAAUGAGGUUUCUGAGGAUUGUCGUCGUCUUCACAGAGAACUGAAGUCACUUCAGCGUUGAAAAAACUAACUCAGGUGAAAACCAGGCACAUUUACACCUGAUACAAGUCCACCAUCACCUUCCUCCGUGAAGGAGACGUACCUGCUGCUCAUCCCCACCUCGGAAACUGCAGGUGGAGCGAUUUAGUCAUCUCUGAUUGGUUCUAUAGUUUAGUUCGUUUUACAGUCCUAAAUUAGAAACACUGGUAUUUCUGUUACUUUUACCAUCACUGCUACUAUUUAACUACUGCUGCUGGUGAGUUUUGGACUUCUACUUUACUGAGUUUAUAGGACUAAAAGUAGCGUUUCCAUUACACUUUUUAGGAAAAAAACAAAAGAAAAAGAAAUCAGGAUUUGUGAUAAAAGGUAGCACCGGGUGUUUUUUCAAAUUAGAACCGUUUCCAUUACAUUAGAGCCGUUUUUCUUUGUGGCAUUUGGGUUUUGCGUAAAUCCAGGGAUAAUGGAAAAAUGAAGCAACUAAACAUGAAGGUGACGUGGAGCAAGUAAUUAUGCAAACCGGUCAUCAGAUUGGCCCCCACCUCCACAGUCUCAAAGCUCAACUUAACAACGACAAAGAAGCUUAUGUUGAGGAUUAUAAGAGGAAACGGUUGAGUUUACUCAUAAAACGGGUUCCUGUAACCCUCCCAUCCAUGGUCAUUUCCACCGGUUGAAAAUGUACCAAACCAAUCGCAGCAGCGGAGGGCCGGGCUUUAAACGGUGAGUCGUACAGGAGCGAGGUGCUGGAGUCUUCCAGGAGGUGAAUCUAGAGGAACCAGACUCACUCUUUGUUAUGGGAAAGGUAUCAAAAACAGGAGAAUCCCAUUUCUUGAGAGUGAUUUUAGGUUCCAGGACUUCUGUCCUGUGUGGUGAGAGAGAGGUCGGCCUGCAGGCUGCACGACGGGCCGGGCCUGAAGUGGAGAUGAUGGGAGGCAGAUCCACAUCAGAACCUCACGAGACGCCAAAUUGGGAUGUUUCUGAUGAGACAAAAGAGUCGAGGUCAGCUGUAAUGCAGUUGUGACGUUGCAAUAUUGCAAAAUACACCAAUUAAUUUAGUUUUGUCAUACUAUGAAAGAGUAACAGUGCUGGUCAGAGUACAAGUAUGGAAAGUUAGAAAGUUCUACAGCAAAGUGAGACUUCUCCAUUGCACUAAUCACGAGAACAGAUUACUGAAAUAACUCACGUUAGAAAUAAGAUCAUGAGUGUUUCCUGUUACAGGGUCUGUAAUCUCACAGGCCAUAAAAACUACAGAAUUAUGGGUUUUUAUGUCACGCACAUGUGCCUGGUUUUCAGAAUUACAUUUUUUUUUUAAACUUCAACUUUAGGUUUUACCUGAGCUCCCUUUAAAACCGCCGCCUCCAUCAGCCUGAGUUGUGCCUUUUACCUUUAGUUUCUCUUUUUUAAGUUUUACUUUCCCGUCAGUCGUUGCGCGUAGAGCUUGAAGCACUACCACGUCUCACCACAAGGGGGCGUUUUGAUCGGCUGUGUUGACUAAGAGCCGUCGGCAUCACUGAACCGAUGGAUGGAAACGAGGCAUCCGCCCCUUUUCGGUGGAAUCUAACUGGGAUCAGUGCAACGUUUGAGGUGUGUCCUACAAUAAAAAUGCCAAAUGAGAUUUGA